CAAAGCGCUGUCUCCCGACCGGCCAAUCAACAUACAAUGACAUUCAUUCAACAAUAGUCGAGCGGUUCUCACACCUGAAUGAGACAGGUGUUUGUUGUUAUUACACGUCGCGAUUUUUUCACUAAUUACAGAUUGUAAAUUAACGUCGUGCUCAACACUUUUCCCAAACAACAUUGUGUGACAACAAAUAACUUUCGUGUUCAACUUUGUAUGUUAAGUGUGACAAAACCGUAAAACUUUCUCGAGUUAUCAAUUUCGCGCUGUUAAAUGUGAACGAAUUGUUGAAAAUGAGUUGAAUAAACUUUAUAGUGCAGUGACUGGAGCAGUAUUUUAGGAUAUAAAAUUAGGAAGAUUCUAAAAUGACGACGGAUAGAUUCCACAAGGCCGCCAAGGAUGGUCUCCUCGACGUGCUGCGGGAAGCGACAAGAAAGGAGUGCAACAACAAAGAUGAGUCCGGGAUGACUCCGACACUCUGGGCAGCAUUUGAGGGACACAUUGAGGCGUUACGGCUGCUAUGCGGCAGGGGGGGAGAACCAGACAAAGCAGAUUACUUCGGCAACACAGCCCUCCACUUAGCAGCAGCACGAGGGCACAAGGAAUGCGUGACCUUCCUCGUGAACUUUGGGGCCAACCCUUUCGCGAUGGACGUCGACGGCCAUACUUCGCAGGAGCUAGCAGCCAUCAACAGCCGGGACGACAUCCUCCGGUAUUUGGACCAGACUACAGCCAAAUUGGAAAAUAAUGACAAAAAAAAAGCCAAAGCCCUCAAGGAAAAAGCUAGGAAAGACUACGAAAAGUACCACAAACAGUAUCAAAAGCGGCAGAGCAAAGCCGAGCUGAUGGCUGAGAAGGAACUGAAGAAGUUGGCCAAGGAGUGGGAGCACGGGUACAAUGACGACAUGGGCACGAUGCCUCACAGACCUAGCAAUGUCCUGCUGGCGUUGAAACAGAAGAUGACCAGGUCUACAAGUCAAGGUAAUCUCCUGGCCGAAGAGGCGCCCCGACCAACUUACAGUGCGCUGGUCGGCACUGUGAACUCUGGCGUGAGAGGUCGAGGGGCUGUGUACAAGAAGGCCCUCGCCAGCAAACUGAAGAAUGGCACCGUGGGGAGAGCUGGAGUUAACGACGACUUCAAGGUGGGCGAGAUAGAGUCGACAGGUCGUCGUUCAGUGACGUCACUAAGCGGCGUGCGUCGUGACUCCGAAGUGAUGUACGUAGGCACGCUGGGCGCCGGACCGCAGCAGCGCGGCAACGUCGCCGACAUGUUCGAGCCCGAGCCGCGCCCGCCCAAGCCGCCGCUCACGAGGUCAGCAAGUCAGCCGGACUUCACAGCGCCAUCUGGCGAAGACAGCGGCAUCGGUCAGGAAGUACUGCUGCAGGAACCAGCCAGUAUCUUCGACAGGCCCGGCUUUGGCAGUGUGGCGUUUAGGCGUUCAAUAACAGCGACUUUAAGCGCUCUACCGGCGACGACGGUGGCGGGCGGCGAGGAUCUGUCCAUAGGGUCGGCGGGGUCGCUGGCGGCGCGCCACGCCUAUGCGCCUGCUGAGUGGAACUCCGCUCACUCAGAAAGUUCAACCAUAACAUCGGACGAAGAAGGCGAAACGGAAGAAUCUGCUUACGCAUCCUUAGAACGCUUCCUCACCGCUUGGGGCCUUUCCCAGUACGUUCAGAAGUUCAAAGACGAACAGAUCGACUUGGAUGCCCUUAUGCUACUUACUGAGAGCGACAUGAAGACCCUAGGGCUCCCAUUAGGACCAUACAGGAAGCUGGUCACAGCAGUUCAAGAGAGAAAGCAGGCGUUGUCCCACCCAGGCCCGAUCAUCGACACCCCCAUAUAAGGCAAUGUUUUACCAUUAUUUUUGUAGUUACUUUUGUUUGAAGGCCAUGUGUUAAAAAACUAUGAUAUCACAACCUUAAAUUAUGACGGCAGACGCAGAGGUAAGGCAAUCCUUGCGUACCCAGGCACAUGAUAAGGCAUAAUUUUACCAUAUUUUUACUGCCGACCUAGUUUUUUUAAUAAAAGGACUUUUAGGGUUCAAGCAAAAGCUAUUAUAGACAGAUUUGUACCUAUAAAGACAACUUUUACCAAUACAUAUUUGUGUAGUUGUGUGUUGUUUGAAUAAUUUUAAAGGGUCAGACAUAGUA
This is a messenger RNA of Ostrinia furnacalis (Asian corn borer), 2145 nucleotides long. It is a transcript of the gene Sans, whose product is annotated as SAM_USH1G_HARP domain-containing protein Sans. Bases 360 to 1838 code for a protein of 492 amino acids. The transcript is spliced from 9 exons. Gene Ontology annotation, molecular function: protein binding. The record is from RefSeq and is a predicted model, not a curated record. Lineage: Eukaryota; Metazoa; Arthropoda; Insecta; Lepidoptera; Crambidae.